CCUCUGUCUCUCUCUUCAGACUCACUCUUUCUCGGGCGCGCGGCUUUGCUUUCUUCUCAAAAAAUAAAAACAGGGAAAGAAAGUACCGGGGUGCUUGCUUAUGUAACGCGUCUCGUGACUUUCGAGACCUCCACGGCGAGGGCCAAAGCGCUUUCGAAAGGCCGCGUAGUGCCCAUGCCCAUCCCGACAGACCAGAGUCAGCACAGAGACAGUCGUGAUGCUCGUGCGAGUACGCUCCAAGGACGGCAUCUUUCGGUUCCCGCUCGAGCCGACCGACGAUGCGGCCAAGCUCGUUGACAAGGUACUCGAGAGCACCAGCAAUGCCGACCCGGCGACACUGACGCUGUCGAACCAGCCGCGGGGCGGCGAGAUGGACGCAAACGGGCUCAGGGGCAACACCCUCGCGGACCUCGGCAUCUCACACGGACACCUCCUCUAUGCCGCAUACAAGGAGCUGCCCUCGGCUGCCUCGACGUCGGCAAGCGCCGCCCCAACACCCCCACCACAGAGCACACCUGCCGUGGCGUCGCGGCCGGAGCCAACAGCCAAGGCAAAGGCAAAGGCGCGCAUUCAGGUCGACGAGGACGCCGUCGACAAGUACUGGGACGGUCGCGAUGGCAAAAUUCCCCGGCCGCGGGAUGCCAAGUUCUGCCGACACGGCGACAAGGCCAUGUGUGACUACUGCAUGCCCCUCGAGCCAUACGACACAAACUACCACGCCGAGCACAGCAUCAAGCACCUCUCCUUCCACGCCCACCUCCGCAAGCUCGACACAUCGGCCAACUACCUGCCGCUGCAGGAGGAGGACUAUACGGUCAAGGUGCCCUGCCCCUCGGGCCAGCAUCCACCGUGGCCUGCAGGCAUCUGCACGAAGUGCCAGCCAUCGGCCAUCACGCUCCAGCGCCAGCCGUACCGCAUGGUCGACCACGUCGAGUUUGCCCACCCGAGUCUGAUCGAGGACCUGCUCUCGUUCUGGCGCGCCACGGGCACCCAGCGCUUUGGCUUUCUACUCGGCCGCUACGAGCCAUACGACAAGGUGCCGAUGGGCAUCAAGGCCGUCGUCGACGCCAUCUCGGAGCCGCCGCAGGAAGGGGACGCCGACGGCCUCACCCUCGGCGUGCCCUGGCAGGACUCGAGCCGGAUCGAGCGCCUGGCCCGCUACUGCGGCAUGGCCGUCAUCGGCAUGAUCUACACCGACCUGAGCCCGCAGGAUCCCACGUUCACCGACCCCGAGGCAGCAGGAAAGGUGCUCUGCAAGCGCCACCAGCACAGCUUCUUUCUCUCGGGUUGCGAGGUCCUCUUUGCGGCCGCACUGCAGCGCGCCAACCCAUCGCCAAGCCGGCACAGCCCGACGGGCCGCUUCAACAGCAAGUUUGUCACCUGCGUCCUCACGGGCACCGACGAGGGCGCCAUCGACGUGAGCGCCUACCAGAUCAGCGAGCAGGGCAUGGCCAUGACGCAGGCCGACAUGAUCGAGGCCAGCGUCAGCCCCAGCACGAUCCGCGUCCGGCCCAGCGAGGGCAGCCGGUACGUGCCCGAAGUCUUUUACCGGUACAAGAACGAGUACAAGAUCGAGGUCAAGGAGAGUGCCAAGCCCACGUUUCCCGUCGAGUACCUCCUCGUCACGGCCACCAAUGGUUUUCCCAACGUGCCCUCGCCCCGCUUCCUCUCGACGCGCUUUCCCACCGAGAACCGGCCGGGGUUGCACGACCAGAGCCUCGAACGGGCCCUGUCGGCGAUUGCCAACCUCGAGGGCGAGAAGCUGGUGGGCACGCUCAGCGACUGGCACCUCGUCUGCUUCCUCGACACGUGCGGCUACCUCGACGACGGCGACAUCCAGGCCCUGUGCAAGGUCGCCGUCUCGCACGACGCCGGCGUCGACCUCGCCAGCCUCGAGGCCCGGACGGGCUGGCAGACGCUGGCGGCCAUUGCGCGCGAGCAUGCACCCCAGCAGCCGCGUGCAUCCUCCCCGGGCGGAGCAACGACGAUGGCCGAGAUGAUGGGCGGUGGUGGCAGCUCCUCUGCCUCUUCGACGAUGGGCACGGGCGCCUAUGCGGGCAAGGGCGGCGACAAGAGCAGCGCGUCUCAGUCUCAAUCUCAGUCUCAGUCUCAGUCCCAGUCUCAGUCCCAGUCUCAGUCCCAGUCUCCGUCUCGGUCUCAAUCUCGAUCUCAGUCUCAGUCACAGACACAGCCGCGCGGCACAUCCGCCAGCGAUCCUAUUCUCUACACGGGCUCCGACGACGAGGAGCAAGACGACUACGAGGAAGAGGACGAAGAGGAGGAAGAGGACGACGACAUGUUUGAAGAUGCCGGCGCAGACUCGCCCGCUCCCUCGCACGAUGUCUCGGGCGCGGCAUCGCCCCUAGCCCCUGCCCCUGCCCCUGCCCCUGCUGCCAGCGCGACCAAGACGUGUCCGCACUGCACCUUCGACAACGCCGCUGGGGCGACGGACUGCGACGUGUGCGGCCUGCCCCUGUAGAAUAAGAAAUAGCCUGACUAGACGCGCGCCCAAUAAAACCCACGUG
Messenger RNA from Acaromyces ingoldii, 2525 nucleotides. Its product is annotated as NPL4-domain-containing protein. Bases 218 to 2479 code for a protein of 753 amino acids. The transcript is spliced from 5 exons. Gene Ontology annotation, biological process: ubiquitin-dependent protein catabolic process. Gene Ontology annotation, cellular component: nucleus. Lineage: Eukaryota; Fungi; Basidiomycota; Exobasidiomycetes; Exobasidiales; Cryptobasidiaceae. Gene Ontology annotation, molecular function: ubiquitin binding; ubiquitin protein ligase binding. The record is from RefSeq and is a predicted model, not a curated record.